AUGUCAACUGUUAGACCGCAGCUUGAGAUUCCUGUAGGGUUUCGAUUUCUUCCCACCAAAGAAGAAAUCCUUUGUGAUUACCUUCAACCAUUCAUCAAGGGCGAUCCCAUACCUUCCGGUGUGAUGAUGGAGUUGGAUAUUUAUGGCUCAAAUCGCGAGCCUUGGAAUAUUUUCGACCAAGAUUCGGCAGAGUCUCUCUGGGUUAUCACGAAGUUGAAGAAGAAGAGCAAGUCAAGAAUCGAAAGAACCGCGGGAGAUGGAUGUUGGCUCCAACAAUAUAUCAAAGAAGUGAAGAACUCGGACGGCGGCGAAGUCAUAGGUUAUGAUAAAUACUUCAAGUACAGCCGCAAGAAAAGCCAGAAAUCAAAUGGUCAAUGGAUCAUGCAUGAGUUCUCCUUGAAAGAUCAAGAAGCUCUUGGUUUGAGUGAUUUCGUUAUCUGUGAGAUUAAGAAUAAGGAUGCUGCUGUUGUGAGCCCGGAUUACGAAGAAUGUGAAGGAGAAAUCAACAAGAACAAGAAACGUAAGUUGAUGGAGGUGCCGUUGACUUCGACAAAUGAUUUUGCUUUCGUGCCCAUGGGGAAUCAGGCAUUUGAGUAUAUGGCUCCAGAAGCAGGAGGCUUGUCACCGUUACCACCCUUCACUGCAUGCUUAAACCAACAACCAAACCCGUGGACAUCGGCAGGUGUUGGUGGCAAUCUUGGAGUGCCUUAUUAUAAUUCUCACCAUCUGGAAGAAGCUCGUGAGGAUGUCAACGCCAAUCUUUACCUUACAUUGCAAGAACUGGACAACUUCUUGAACUCCGAUUAG
Gossypium arboreum is the source of this 807-nucleotide messenger RNA. Its product is annotated as NAC domain-containing protein 83-like. Gene Ontology annotation, biological process: regulation of DNA-templated transcription. The record is from RefSeq and is a predicted model, not a curated record. Gene Ontology annotation, molecular function: DNA binding. Bases 1 to 807 code for a protein of 268 amino acids. The transcript is spliced from 2 exons. Lineage: Eukaryota; Viridiplantae; Streptophyta; Magnoliopsida; Malvales; Malvaceae.